AAAGACAUGAUUAUUACUUUCCUGCUCUGUCUUCCUAAAAGGUUCUCGUAAAUGUUUUCUUGGAGCAUUACAAAUGGAAAUGACAGAAAUGACUGGUGUGUCACUGAAACGUGGGUCCCUAGCUGUUGAAGAUAAUGACAGUCAGGCCCCAGCUGAGGAGGCAAAAAGACAGAAGUUCUCAGAAGGCUGUCUGACCAAAGGCCAGGAUGGGCUAGAAAAGAACUCUCCACUCAGCAGUGAAAAUGUGCCUGGGCUACCUGAAAUUGUAAGUGCUGGAAAGAUUGAAAAAAAUUCUGAUGCCCAGUUGGAAGAAGAGGAAGAGGAGGAAGAAGAUGGCCUUUCAGAGGAGGGUGAGGAGGAGGAGGAAGCUGAAAGUUUUGCAGACAUGAUGAAGCAUGGGCUCACUGAACUUGAUGUAGGCAUCACCAAGUUUGUAAGUUCUCAUCAAGGAUUCUCAGGAAUCUUAAAAGAAAGAUACUCUGACUUCAUUGUUCACGAAAUAGGAAAAGAUGGACGCAUCAGCCAUUUGGAUGACUUGUCCAUCCCAGUGGAUGAGGAGGAUCCUUCAGAAGAUGUAUUUACAGUUUUGACAGCCGAAGAAAAGCAGCGUUUAGAAGAGCUUCAGCUUUUUAAAAAUAAGGAAACCAGUGUUGCCAUUGAGGUUGUUGAAGACACCAAAGAGAAAAGAACCAUCAUCCAUCAAGCAAUUAAAUCUCUGUUUCCAGGAUUAGAGACAAAAACAGAGGAUAGAGAAGGAAGGAAAUAUAUUGUAGCCUACCAUGCAGCUGGGAAAAAGGCUCUGGCAAAUCCAAGAAAACAUUCUUGGCCAAAAUCUAGGGGAAGUUACUGCCACUUUGUACUGUACAAGGAAAACAAAGACACCAUGGAUGCUAUUAAUGUAUUGUCCAAAUAUUUAAGAGUCAAGCCAAACAUAUUCUCCUACAUGGGAACAAAAGAUAAAAGGGCCAUUACUGUUCAAGAGAUUGCUGUUCUCAAAAUAACUGCACAAAGACUUGCCCACUUGAACAAGUGCUUGAUGAAUUUUAAGCUAGGGAAUUUCAGCUAUCAGAAAAACCCUCUGAAAUUGGGAGAGCUACAAGGAAAUCACUUCACUGUUGUUCUCAGAAAUAUAACAGGAACUGAUGACCAAGUACAACAAGCCAUGAAUUCUCUCAAGGAGAUUGGCUUUAUUAACUACUACGGAAUGCAAAGAUUUGGAACUACAGCUGUCCCCACAUAUCAAGUUGGAAGAGCUAUACUACAAAAUUCCUGGGCUGAAGUCAUGGAUUUAAUAUUGAAACCCCGUUCUGGAGCUGAAAAGGGGUACUUGGUUAAAUGCAGAGAAGAAUGGGCGAAGACCAAAGACCCAGCCGCUGCCCUCAGAAAACUACCUGUCAAAAGGUGUGUGGAAGGGCAGCUGCUUCGAGGACUUUCAAAAUAUGGAAUGAAGAAUAUAGUCUCUGCAUUUGGCAUAAUUCCUAGAAAUAAUCGCUUAAUGUAUAUUCAUAGCUAUCAAAGCUAUGUGUGGAACAACAUGGUGAGCAAGAGGAUAGAAGAGUAUGGAUUGAAACCUGUUCCAGGGGACCUAGUUCUCAAAGGAGCCAAUAGCUUGACUGCAGUGCUGAAUUCACUAAAUGAAAUGAUGGAAAAUAUUGAAGUUUAUCAUGAAUUUUGGUUUGAGGAAGCCACCAGUUUGACAACCAAACUUGAUAUUCAGGUGAAACUCCCUGGGAAAUUCCGCAGAGCUCAGCAAGGGAACCCGGAAUCUCAGCUGACCUCUGAGAGUUACUAUAAAGAACCCCUAAGUGUUCCAACAAUGGAAUACAUUAUUCAGGAACUGAAAGAUAUAUUCUCAGAACAGCACUUCAGAGCUCUUCAAGGCUGAUCUCUGGUAUCCUCUGUCAUGGCACAGCUCAAAUUCAGUACAUUGGAAGAGCACCAUGCUGACAUGUACAGAAGCAACUUACCCAGUCCUGAUACACUCUCAGCUGAGUUGCAUUGUUGGAGAAUCAAGUGGAAACACAGAGGGAAAGAUACAGAGCUUCCAUCCACCAUUUAUUAAGACCUCCACCUGUCGCACAUCAAGUUUUUCCUAAUGUUUAUGCACUGCUGAAGAUCCUAUGUAUUCUUCCUGUGAUGAAGUUUGAGAAUGAAUGCUAUGGAAAUGGGCAAAAGUUUCUCAAAGCAUACCUGAAAAACACUUUGACAGACCAAGUAACAAGUGUCAAGUAACCUAACUUUGCUGAACAUAAAUUUUGAUAUAAAACAGGAUUUGGAUUUAAUGGUGGACACAAAUGUCCAACUAUACAGCUAAGUCAGAGCUUCCUACAGAUAAUUCAGAAACCAUCAAAAAUACCUGAAAGACUUUUAAAAUAAGCUUUCUCUUAUAUUUGAUAUUUUAAAAAAUUUGUGAGAAAUUUGAAAACAUCUCACAGAAAAGCUAUAAGGUAUAUGUAGGCCAGUUAAUCACUGAAUAUCUUGAGUACAUUAGCCAUUGAUAAUCUGCCUGUUUAAAUGGCCCCUGUUUGACCUCUUAUGCUUUGGAACACUGUUCCUCCAGAAGGUAGCAUUGAAAGUGCCCUGUUACCCUUCUGCAUGAUCUCUGCUAGUGGCACUUUGGAAUUGUUUUAGUUGUUGUUUUAUUUUUUUAAUCCUCACCUGAGAGUAUGUUUUUAUUGAUUUGAGAGGGAAACAUCGAUU
Miniopterus natalensis is the source of this 2700-nucleotide messenger RNA. RefSeq names its product pseudouridine synthase 7 (gene PUS7). Lineage: Eukaryota; Metazoa; Chordata; Mammalia; Chiroptera; Miniopteridae. Gene Ontology annotation, molecular function: RNA binding; pseudouridine synthase activity. Gene Ontology annotation, cellular component: nucleus. Gene Ontology annotation, biological process: pseudouridine synthesis. The record is from RefSeq and is a predicted model, not a curated record.